AUGUCCUUCAAUCAAUCAAAGUCCGAUAAAAGUGACACUGCGUACCGACGAUCCGGCCGAUCCGCUAGCUUCAAUCAGCAGCGAGGUUCCACCGGUGGUUCAUACGUUAAGAGCGGUACCGGCGGGGCCGCACCUUCAGUCUCCUCUUCUGGGAGUUUUAACAAGAAGUCUAAUAAUCAUGCACAAGGUGGACCAUCUAGGGUAAACCCAACCCCAGCAACUUCAACUGUGCCUAAUUAUGCUUCUGCAGUCCGAGCAACACCGAAUGGUUCCCAUGUACAACAGCCGCAUUUUCAUGGAGGGUCUGAUGCUUCAGUUACUAAUGCAACUGCCAAGCCAUCCGAAUCAUCAGCUGUACAAAGGAGCACCGAAGUUGUUUCUAAAGCUCCUAUUUCUCAACCUCCCUCCGUGAGUUCUGGUUCAGCAGCACCUGCAACUCCUGCUAAGGUAGAUGCAUCCAAGGCUUUCCCUUUCCAAUUUGGAUCUCUUAGUCCUGGUGUUAUGAAUGUGAUGGCAAUUCCUGCUCGCACAAACUCGGCUCCUCCUAAUUUUGAUGAGCAGAAACGUGAUCAGGCUCACCAUGAUUCUUUAAGGCCCGUGCCUUCUGUGCCAACACCUCCUGUUCCAAAGCAGCUGCCAGCAAAAAAGGAUACAGGUGCCUUUGACCAUAAGGCUGGGGAAACUCAUACUGGUACAGUGGCAAAAAAGGAUGCUCAAGUGUCACCUUUACCCCCAGCCAACCUAAUGCAGAAGCCUUCUGUUAUUCCUCUAGCUGGAAUUUCAAUGCCAGUGCCAUAUCACCAGUCACAGGCACCUGUACACUUUGGUGCUCCUAAUCUGCAAAUUCAAUCUCAUGGCAUGUCAACAGCACCUCUUCAGUUGCCCUUACCAGUGCCUUUUCCAAUUGUAAGUGCUGCACAAGUGCAACAACAGGUAUUUGUUCCAACUCUUCAACAUCAUCCUAUUCAUCCACAAGGAAUCAUGCAUCAAGUCCAAAAUAUAGGUUACAGUCCUCAAAUUGGUCAUCAAUUGCCCCAUCAUUUUGGCAACAUGGGUAUGGGCAUCAACCCACAAUAUUCCCCACAGCAAGGAGGAAAAAUGACUGUACCUCGGAAAACCACUCCUGUGAAAAUAACUCACCCUGAUACACACGAAGAGCUUAGACUUGAUAAAAGGGCAGCUGGUGGUGGGUCAUCAGGUGGUAGGUCUCACUCUGGCAUGCUUUCUCAAUCUCAAUCUGUCCAGAGCCAGAUAACAACCAAUGCUCAGCCACCAAGAGUUUCCUGUGACGUGCCUAAUGCAAUCCCGUCAACUCUUUUAGGGGUAUCUUCUGUAUCUAUAAAGCCAAGUGGUGGGUCUGAUAUUUUAAACUCAUCAUUUGCCAAUUCCAAUAUUUCUGGUGCUCAAAAGGGUGGAUCUCCUAGUUCCUCAGUAACAUCUAGUGAUGUUCACUCUUUGGUGCCACCAAAAGGGCCUGAAAUUUGUUCUGAAAUCUCUUCCCAACAAUCUACUGCUGCAUCUGCUUCUGCCGAGAAGCUUACAUCAGCUUCCUUGUUGCCUUCUUCAACUGCUAUUAGUGAGAAUUCUGUUUCAGCUGUAUCCAAUAAUGAAGACAGAUACAAGGAAUCUCUUAGUAGGUCAAAUUCUUUGAAGGAUAAUCAGAAGAAACUACAAAAGAAAGGCCAAUUGCAGCAUCAGGUGGCUGUGCAAUCUUCUGCUGUGGUUAAUAAGCCUUCCCUAGCUGGUGAUGGUUGUAUCUCUGAUUGUGUAGUUUCUGAAAUUGUAGGAACUAAAACACCCUAUUCUGCAGCAACUGCCAAUGAAGAUCUUUUAGCAAUAGCUUCUGGCACAAAUUCAGCUACCAGUGAGAGCUUGCCUUCUUCUGUUGAAGAGAAGACCAAUGGUUCUACACAGGUGUCUGCUUAUGCUUCAGCUGAAGGACCUGUUACUCAAGUUGUAGAUAGCUUGAACAAUCAUAUGAGUGAUACGCUAGAUGUAUUAUCACGAGAGGGUCAACAGCUGAGGCAGAACAAAUUAGCUGGUGAUAAAACUGAAAUUUCAACUAUGCAGAUAAGUAAAAAUGUUAGUGAUAACGGGGCAGAAUUUAGCCACCUCAAAAAAGGCGCUUCAGAAUUAGGCACUGGGGUUGUAACUUCAAGGACUGUCCUGCAAGGAAUGGAUAGAAUUGAAUCUUCAAGUUGCAGCACAGAUUGUGACAGGAUGGCUGAUAAUUUAGGCAUGUCUACUUCUGCAUUGGAUUCUAAAGAUGCCUCUUUAAGCAGAAACGAAGGUGUAGUUAGUAAUGAAGCCACUUCUACAAAUUCUGGCACAUCAGAUCAUCAAUCUUCUGGCCAUCUUGAAACAAAUUUAAAACAUUGCAAGGAUGGUUCAGAGGAUUCUGGCACUGGCUCAGCCUCUCUUCUGGCAGCAUCAGUUACUAUGGACAAACCAGUUUUAGAGCCAAGUAAGGUGAAAGGUACAUCAAAGGGGAAAAAGAAACGAAAAGAAAUUCUUCAGAAAGCAGAUGCUUCUGGGUCAACAGCUGAUCUUUAUAAUGCGUAUAAGGGACCUGAGGAAAAGAAAGAAGCUGUUGCAAGUUCAGAGAGCACUGUAAAUGUUUCUACUUCUGGAAAUUCGAAGCAGCUGCCUAUUGAUGCUGCUCAGCCAGCUGUAGUUGCAAAUGAACAAUGUGGGCAGAGUAAGGCUGAACCUGAGGACUGGGAGGAUGCUGCAGACAUGUCCGCACGAAAACUAGAAGUAUCAGAUAAAACUCAACAGGACAGCAAUGGUAGUGCAGUCACUGACAAAAAGUACUCUCGAGAUUUCCUUUUAAAAUUUGCAGAGCAAUGCACUGAUCUUCCUGAAGGGUUUGAAAUCACGGCAGACUUAGCUGAAACUUUGAUGGGUUCUAAUAUUGGUUCUCAUGUUAUUGAACGCAAUUCACAUCCUUCUACUGGCAGAAACACAGAUAGGUCAGGUGGCAUGUCUCGGAUGGAUCGUCGUGGAAGUGGCAUUAUUGAGGACGAUAAAUGGAGUAAAGCUUAUGGUGCUUUUCAUUCUGAUAUGCGCUUGGAUGGUAUUGGAGGUAGUGCAGGAUCCCGACCAGGCCAAGGAGGUAAUUUUGGUGUUUUAAGGAAUCCGCGCACACAGACAGCUAUGCAAUAUGGAGGGAUUCUAUCUGGGCCAAUGCAAUCCAUGGUAAAUCAGGGAGGAAUGCAAAGAAAUAGCCCUGAUGGUGAAAGGUGGCAGCGUGCUGCUAGCUUCCCACAGAGGGGUUUAAUUCCAUCUCCUUCUCAAUCUCCUUUGGUGACGAUGCACAAAGCUGAGAAGAAGUAUGAGGUUGGUAAAGUAACAGAUGAGGAACAGGCGAAGCAGAGACAAUUGAAGGGUAUAUUGAACAAGUUAACUCCACAGAACUUUGAGAAACUUUUUGAACAGGUAAAAGCAGUUAAUAUUGACAAUGCAGUCACUCUCACUGGUGUCAUCUCACAAAUCUUUGAGAAGGCCUUGAUGGAACCUACCUUCUGUGAAAUGUAUGCCAAUUUCUGUUUUCAUCUGGCAGCUGCAUUGCCUGAUCUCAGUCAAGACAAUGAAAAGAUAACAUUUAAGAGAUUAUUGUUAAACAAGUGCCAGGAAGAAUUUGAGAGGGGUGAAAGAGAGCAAGAAGAAGCUAAUCAAGCUGAUGAGGGUGAGGUGAAACAGUCUGACGAGGAAAGAGAAGCAAAACGAUCCAAGGCUAGAAGACGAAUGUUGGGUAAUAUCAGAUUAAUUGGAGAGCUAUAUAAGAAGAGAAUGCUGACAGAGAGGAUAAUGCACGAGUGCAUAAAAAAGUUACUGGGUCAGUGUCAGAAUCCUGACGAAGAAGAUAUUGAAGCUUUAUGCAAACUGAUGAGUACUAUUGGGGAGAUGAUUGAUCACCCCAAAGCCAAGGAACACAUGGAUGUGUAUUUUGAAAGGAUUAAAUUAUUAUCAAACAACAUGAGUUUAUCGUCUAGGGUGAGGUUCAUGUUGAAGGAUACCAUUGAUUUGAGAAAGAAUAGAUGGCAACAAAGGAGAAAAGUUGAAGGUCCAAAGAAGAUUGAAGAGGUUCAUCGAGAUGCUUCCCAAGAGAGGCAAUCCCAAGCUGGUAGGCUGGGUCGUGGUAUGAGUAUUAGCGCAGCAAGAAGGGCCCCUAUGGAUUUUGGUUCAAGAGGUUCAUCUAUGUUAUCCCCUCCUAAUGCUCAGAUGGGUGGAUUGCCCACUCAAGUUCGUGGGUAUGGUUCUCAGGACGUCCGUGGAUAUGAAAGGCAAUCAUCAUAUGAGGCUAGGACACUGUCUAUUCCCUUGCCUCAAAGACCUUCAGGUGAUGAGUCAAUAACCCUGGGACCCCAAGGCGGUCUUGCUAGGGGAAUGUCCAGUAGAGGUUCUCCUGCAGUUUCAAAUUUUGCUGGCCUUAACAGUUAUAGUAAUUUACCUGAGAGCGCUUCAUACAGCCCUAGGGAGGACUUCACACCAAGAUAUAUUCCAAAUAGAUCUGCUGGUCCAACUGCUUAUGAUCUAUCAAGUGCUCAAGACCAUAGUAUGGAUUAUGGUAAUAUGGAUUUGAGAAAUGCAGAUAGGUUUCUUGAUAGACCUGGUGUGAGUUCACCUCCUGCCCAAGUACAAGAGACAGCAGUCUCCCUGAAUACCUCUUCAGAAAAGGGUUCGUCAGAUGAGAAACUACAGAACAUGUCCAUGGCAGCAAUUAGAGAAUACUAUAGUGCUAGAGAUGUGAAUGAAGUUGUUUUGUGCGUCAAAGAUCUGAACUCUCCAAGCUUUCAUCCUUCCAUGGUCUCUCUCUGGGUCACAGAUUCAUUUGAGAGAAAGGACACACACAGAGACCUUUUGGCCAAAUUGCUGAUGGACCUUGUAAAAUCUCAUGGUGGUACCUUAAGUCAAGCCCAGCUCAUCGAAGGGUUUGACUCUGUUCUAAGUACAUUGGAAGAUGUGGUUACGGAUGCCCCAAAAGCACCAGAGUAUCUUGGCCGCAUUUUUGCCAAAGCUAUAACAGAGCAUGUAGCCUCUUUGAAAGAGAUUGGGCGGUUAAUACAUGACGGUGGAUAUGAAUCAGGGAGCCUCUUACAAAUUGGACUUGCAGCUGACAUUCUUGGAAGCACCUUGGAAGUGAUACAAACAGAGAAGGGUGAUGCCUUCUUGAAUGAGGUUCAGACAAGCUCCAACUUGCAGUUGCAGACCUUCCUGCCUCCAGGACCUAUUAAAUCUCGCAAGCUAGAGAAAUUCAUUUAG
Messenger RNA from Lathyrus sativus (Indian pea), 5265 nucleotides. The record is from the annotation of a GenBank genome assembly. NCBI's taxonomy places the organism in Eukaryota, Viridiplantae, Streptophyta, Magnoliopsida, Fabales, Fabaceae.